CGCCGCCGCGGUGUCGGUGCAAUAAAAAUGCAUCCCGUGAAACUGCCCAUGGAGAAAGACGAGACGGAGCCUGGGGAGCAGCAGCAAGCGGAGGCGGCGGGACGCGAGCGGGACGCCCAGGCGGCGGCGGCGGCCGGGAAGUGAAAGGUCUCGGAAAGUUCAGCGGCCGCGGCGGCGGCGGCGGCCAGGGAGCGAGGAGCGAGCGAACGGCCGGCGCUGGGCGGGAGGCGGCUCGGCUAUGCUCCGGGCAGCGCCCGCUCUGCCCGGGCCCCGCCAGCCGCUGCCGCGGCGUGCCCGAGGGAGCCGCAGCAUCCCGGCGCCCUAGACGGAGACGAGCCCCGCGCCCGCCGCCUGCGCCCGGCCAUGGGCAGCUGCGCCCGCCUCCUGCUCUUCUGGGGCUGCUCGGCCGUGGCCGCAGGACUGAGUGGUGUAACUGGAGUCAGUUCCCACUGUGAAAAGGCAUGUAACCCUCGGAUGGGAAAUUUGGCUCUUGGGAGGAGACUCUGGGCAGAUACUACCUGUGGCCGGAACUCCACGGAGCUGUACUGCUCCUACAGUGAGAAUACUGACCUGACUUGCAGGCCGCCCAAGUGUGACAAGUGCAAUGCUGCGCACCCUCACCUGGCUCACCCGCCCUCCUCCAUGGCCGACUCAUCCUUCCGGUUUCCUCGUACUUGGUGGCAGUCAGCUGAAGAUGCUCACAGGGAGAAGAUCCAGCUGGACCUUGAGACUGCAUUCUAUUUCACUCACUUGAUUAUGGUGUUUAAGUCACCCAGACCGGCAGUCAUGGUUCUAGAGCGAUCACAAGAUUUUGGGAAAACUUGGAAACCUUACAAGUAUUUUGCCGCCAACUGCUCUGCUACCUUUGGCCUAGAAGAUGAUGUUUUUGAGAAAGGAGCCAUUUGUACUUCAAGAUACUCCAGUCCCUUUCCCUGUACCCGUGGAGAGGUCAUCUACAGAGCUCUGUCCCCACCACAUUUUGCUGAGGAUCCGUACAGUGCCAAAGCCCAAGAACAGUUAAAGAUCACCAAUCUUCGCGUACAGCUGCUGAAGCGCCAGCCUUGUCCCUGCCAAGGCAAUGACCUAAACACAAAGCCCCAACAUUUCACACACUACGCCAUUUAUGAUUUCAUCGUCAAGGGCAGCUGCUUCUGUAAUGGCCACGCUGACCGCUGUGGGCCUGUAGAUGGCUUCCGACCUGUCAAGGUGGCUGGAGCAUUCCAAGUGGUGCAUGGAAAGUGUACGUGUAAGCACAACACCGCAGGCUCCCACUGCCAGCGCUGUGCCCCCCUCUACAACGACCGGCCCUGGCAGGCUGCAAACGGCAAGACGGGGGCCCCGAACGAAUGCAGAACCUGCAAGUGCAAUGGCCAUGCUGACACAUGUCACUUUGACAAGGAUGUAUGGCGAGCAUCAGGAAAUCGGAGCGGAGGAGUGUGUGACAACUGUCAGCACAACACCGAAGGCCAGCACUGCCAGAGGUGCAAGCCAGGCUUCUACCGGGACCUGCGGAGACCCUUCUCUGCUCCAGAUGCCUGCAAAUUGUGUUCCUGUCACCCCAUUGGGUCAGCUGUCCUUCCCUUCAGCUCAGCAGCCUUCUGUGACCCCAGCAAUGGGGACUGCCCUUGCAAACCUGGUGUGGCAGGCCCUCACUGUGACAAGUGCAUGGUAGGAUACUGGGGUUUGGGAGAAUAUGGCUGCCGACCGUGUGACUGUGCAGGAAGCUGUGACCCCCUCACAGGGGACUGCAUCAGCAUCAGCAGCAGCACAGACAUUGACUGGUACCAUGAACUUCCAGACUUCCACCCUGUGUUGAACCAGAGUGAACCAGCCUGGGAAUGGGAGGAUGAACAAGGAUUCUCAGCUCUUCGACAUUCAGGCAAAUGUGAAUGUAAAGAACAGUCAUUAGGAAAUCCCAAAAUCUUCUGUGGAAUGAAGUAUUCAUAUGUGCUAAAAAUAAAGAUUUUAUCAGCUCACGAUAAAGGCUCUCAUGCUGAAGUCAAUGUGAAGAUCAAAAAAGUGUUGAAAUCCACCAAAUUAAAGAUUCUACGAGGAAAGAGAACACUCUACCCAGAAUCCUGGACCAACAGAGGCUGCACUUGCCCGAUCCUUAAUCCUGGUUUGGAGUACCUUAUUGCAGGACACGAAGAUGUCAGAACAGGCAGACUAGUUGUGAAUAUGAAAAGUUUUGUCCAGCACUGGAAACCAGCACUUGGAAGAAGAGUCAUGGAGAUUCUAAAAAGAGAUUGCAAGUAACAGCAAAGGUGUGUGGUCCCCAACAGCAUUUCUUUAUGUAUAAAUGCAAACUUAAUGGAAAGGAGACCUUAAAAAUGAAACUGGAAUGUAACAAAGUGCCAAAAUGCAUAGAGAAGUGUUGCAACACAUAGGUUUCAUCUGAUCCUUUCUUUGGCAAAUGCUUAAAUUAUAUACGAUAACUUCUUUGGGAAAAGUUGAUGAUUAUUUGCAAAAAAAAAAAAAAAAAGGAUGGAAAGUUGAACCAGGGGUUGAUAACUGGCCUCUAUGGGACUGAUUCUGAAAUUCAUAUAUAAUGGGAAGCGCUAUAAUAGCAUCAUACUAUUUUACAGUUAUCCAUUAAGAGCAGUGUGUCUGAUUAAGACCUACCAGCAUCCAAGAUGUUGCUUGCAUUUCAUACUAUUUAAAGUCUUUAGCAGGACUUCAACCAAGCACCCCCAGGACCUUGUGUCAGCAAAGGUGUUUCUUAAAAGAGCCUUAUUUUGUUCACUGUGUAUGAACUUUGGUCCGUAAGGUGUUAAAUGAAUCCUCUCCACAUGUAAAUAAUCUUUCCUUGUAUAAAGCACUUUACUGCCUACCACUUUGUGAUGUGGAAGUUUGGAGUUUUUACUGAGGGAAGGGAAAGAAGAUAAUGGGGGUGGGGUUAGGGUGGGGGAGGAAUCUACAGGAACUGAAGCACCCCACACACACACCAUCUAAGUGUGGAAUGAAACGUGACAGUGAAAAAAAAAGUGUCCACUGAACACUUGGGGAAACUUUUUGAAGAAGCAAUCUUAAAUAAAUAAAUGUUUGCACUGAAGUACCGGCUUCAGACCAGUGUUCAGAUUCUACAGAUAUUCAUUGUGAUGAAAAUUUUAAAAAAAUAAAUUAAACAAGAAAAGACUUUAAAACAAGAUGAUAUGAUCAUCAAUAGAGAACUCCGCCUGGAUAAAAUGAAACAGACCUUAAAGAGAAACCCACUUAUUCAACUGCACAAGCCAGCAAUUAAAAAAAAUUGUGGAUGCGGAAUUUAUUUUAUUUCUGUGGUUAGUGUUUGUCUCCACAUUAAAUUGGUUUCCUCCAUGUCUUUA
Messenger RNA from Dromiciops gliroides (monito del monte), 3323 nucleotides. RefSeq names its product netrin 4 (gene NTN4). Gene Ontology annotation, cellular component: laminin trimer. The record is from RefSeq and is a predicted model, not a curated record. Gene Ontology annotation, molecular function: protein binding. NCBI's taxonomy places the organism in Eukaryota, Metazoa, Chordata, Mammalia, Microbiotheria, Microbiotheriidae. The coding region runs from base 364 to 2256 and encodes 630 amino acids. The transcript is spliced from 10 exons. Gene Ontology annotation, biological process: cell migration; substrate adhesion-dependent cell spreading; basement membrane assembly.